AUGUCUGCUCAAUUCGAGCUCUACUACCCAGUCUUGAGAGCCAAGUUCCAACAGAACCUUUUGGCAGUCGCAGGAUGGACGAUUCUUUGCGCAUGCGCGUUUGGAGUGCUGAUUCUCUGGUCAUUUGCAGUGGAUGUCAGAAUGCCAAAACUUUCGAUUGCACUGGAAGAUGAGGUACCUGAUCGACAGGAACGGAUUGAAAUCUUCAUCAAAGACACGAGAAGAUUGUUCAUCACAAGCUACAGCAAGUUCCAAAAUCGCGUGUUUGGGAUAAACACAACUGAAGUUGGCAAUCUCGAUGAGAAGCAAAUCGCUAUCGUAAACAAGAAGCUGAAUCCGAUACUUAUUGAAUUGAUUCGCACCCACUGGCCACUUGAGACUUACGGAGUUCCCACAGUCGUAAAGCCAUGGCCACACGUUAUGCGUCAGGUUUCUCGUGUUUCUGCAAGGUUAUUUCACAGCGCCGAGUCCGCGGAUAAUAAUCAGUGGCUGGACAUUGCCAGCGAGCAUGUUCACUCUGCUGUCGUAUGGACGGAAAAUCUCAAGAAAUGGCCGGCAGCGCUGCGACCUUUUGUCUACCGCUUUGUCAAGGGACGUGGAAUCAUGAUGCAGCGCUUUGGCGAAGGCAAAGCCCUAUCUAUGGCUGCGACAGUCACCCAGUGUCUCAUGGAUCUUGCAACUUACCCGGAGUACAUUUCCGAGCUUCGUGAGGAAAUUGAAUUGGUGCUGGCGCGAGGGAAUGGGGUGCUUAGCAAGCAAGCUUUGACAGAUAUGAUGAAGCUAGACAGUGUCAUCAAGGAGACUCAGCGACUUAACCCGCCGGAUUUGGCAAGCUUUCAGCGUAAGGUUAUGUCAGAUUUCACGUUGUCAAAUGGUCUUCGCAUUCCGAAAGGCGCACGCAUCGCUUUGCCAACUGGAGCCAUUAACAUGGACCAAGAGCUGUUCCAGAAUCCGGAGAUCUUUGAUGGCUUCCGAUUCUACCGAAUACGUAUCGCUGCAGAGGAGGCGCGGAACACCAAUCAAAUGGUAACGGUGGGCAAAAAGGACCUGACAUGGGGCUAUGGUAGACAUGCUUGUCCCGGUCGAUACAUUGCUGAGGUCGCCAUGAAGCUACUGCUGAUCGAGUAUAUCAUGCGCUACGAUAUCCGGCUAUCCGGAGAUCUGAAGAGUCGGCCGAAGAACAUCGAGUUCGAGGGAUUGGUGAUACCUGACCCCGACUGGGAGUUGCUGUUGACAAGUAGACCUGUCAAGGAAAUUGCCUCAAAUCAUGAGAGCUGAGAUGAGAUUGUGUGAUACGUAACCUCAUGAAGCAACUUGGACAGACGAAGCUUAGGGGGAUCCUGUAUCAUUUUGGAUGAUGAGUAGCAGGAGGAGGUGGCAUCGCGAGUGUAUUGGGUCAUAGCUUUUCUCGAGUGGCAGGUUGAGAAUUGCAUAGGUUCUUCACUCAUAUCGAUCAAUCAACGUAUCAAAACUAGCAUGGGCAUAGAAAAAGAGGGUUGGAGUUACC
Messenger RNA from Colletotrichum godetiae, 1507 nucleotides. Its product is annotated as cytochrome P450. The coding region runs from base 1 to 1278 and encodes 425 amino acids. The transcript is spliced from 8 exons. Lineage: Eukaryota; Fungi; Ascomycota; Sordariomycetes; Glomerellales; Glomerellaceae. The record is from RefSeq and is a predicted model, not a curated record. Gene Ontology annotation, molecular function: monooxygenase activity; iron ion binding; heme binding.